UAUACUCUUAUAAAUAUAUGCGUAAGAGAUGAAAAAGAACAUUCUAUAAUCACACAUCUCUCUCUUCAUUCUCCAAGCAUAGAAUUUAUCUCUCUCUCUCUCCCUUUUCUUCAUUCUCACUCAGAGAAAAUUCUGCAAUAUAUAACGCCAUGAUCCACACUGACAUCGCAGAGAUCUUAUGCGUGAAGCCCAAGACGAAAAAAAGGACAAAGACGAUGGAGGAAGACGUCAAGAAGAAGAAGACCAAGAAGACGAUGAAGAUACAAGGAGAAGUUGUUGUCAUGAAGAAGAACCUUCUCGACUUCAAAGACGCCAUGGCUUCUUUUCUCGAUCGAGUUCAUGAGCUUCUUGGUCGUCGCGUAUCUCUCCAGCUCGUCAGCUCUCUCCAACCCGACCCUGCCAAUGAGAAGAGAGGAAGACUUGGAAAAGCAGCACAUCUGGAAAAAUGGGUGACAAAAAUAAAAACGUCUGUAACCGCGGAGGAAACUGCGUUUGCGGUGACGUUUGAUUGGGACGAGUCAAUGGGACCACCGGCUGCGUUUGUGAUCAAGAACCACCACCAUAGCCAAUUCUACCUUAAAUCCCUCACUCUCCGCAAUUUCCCUGGCGGUGAAGGUGGUCCGAUACACUUCGUUUGCAAUUCUUGGAUCUAUCCAAGCCAUCGGUACCGCUCUGACCGCGUUUUCUUCUCUAACAAGGCAUAUCUUCCAAAUGAAACACCAGAGCUACUCAAAGAGCUAAGAAAGGAAGAGCUAAAGAAUCUAAGAGACAACGAGAAAGGAGGAGAACUCAAAGAAUGGGACAGAGUUUACGACUACGCUUAUUACAACGACUUAGGUGCACCCGACAAAGGUUCUGACUCAGCCCGUCCGGUUCUCGGCGGUUCACCUGACUUUCCUUAUCCUCGCCGCGGCAAAACCGGUCGUAAACCCACCAAAUCCGACUCUAAGUCCGAGAGUAGGCUGGCAUUACUAAACCUGAACAUCUACGUGCCGAGGGACGAGCGGUUUAGCCAUGUUAAGUUCUCUGAUUUCCUCGCGUACGCACUCAAAUCGGUGACUCAAGUGCUAGUCCCUGAAAUAGCCUCAGUUUGCGACAAGACCAUCAACGAGUUUGACUCGUUCGAAGACGUUUUCCACCUCUAUGACGGUAGUAUUAAACUCGCCAAUGGUCACACCAUAUCUAAGCUACGUGAUGUUAUCCCAUGGGAGAUGUUUCGUGAGCUUGUUCGCAAUGAUGGUGAACGGUUCUUGAAGUUUCCUUUGCCUGACGUCCUCAAAGAAAGUAGAUCGGCUUGGAGGACUGAUGAAGAGUUUGCGAGAGAAAUGUUGGCUGGACUCAAUCCAGUGGUUAUAAGUCGUCUCCAGGAGUUUCCUCCAAAGAGCAAUUUAGACUCUACAAGGUAUGGAAACCAACACAGUUCCAUACGAGAAGAGCACAUAAAACCACACAUGAACGGUCUCAGUGUCCAAGAAGCUUUGGGACAGAACAAGCUAUACAUAUUAGAUCAUCAUGAUGCAUUGAUGCCAUACUUGACACGGAUAAACUCGACAAACACUAAAACUUAUGCGACCCGAACGCUUCUGUUGCUUCAAGAGGACGGAACACUGAAGCCUCUAGCCAUAGAGCUGAGUCUUCCUCACGCACAAGGUGAAUCACACGGAGCGGUGAGCAAGAUUUUCACACCAGCAGAGAAAGGCGUGGAGGGAUCGGUUUGGCAGCUUGCUAAGGCUUACGCCGCGGUUAAUGAUUCCGGUUAUCACCAGCUUAUAAGCCACUGGUUGAAGACGCAUGCAGUGAUUGAACCGUUCAUAAUCGCGUCGAAUAGGCAACUAAGUGUGAUCCAUCCGAUCUUCAAACUUCUUCAUCCUCAUUUCCGUGACACGAUGAACAUCAACGCAUUGGCACGACAUGUCCUUAUAAACUCUGAUGGAGUUUUGGAGAGAACGGUGUUCCCUGGUCGUUACGCAAUGGAAAUGUCUUCUUCAAUUUACAAGAAUUGGGUUUUCACUGAUCAGGCUCUUCCCAAAGAUCUCCUCAAGCGUGGAGUUGCCGUUGAAAAUCCAAGCAGUGAGAACGGGAUUGAGCUUCUGAUUGAGGACUACCCGUUUGCAGUCGAUGGUUUAGAGAUAUGGUCAGCGAUUAAGACGUGGGUGAGAGAGUACUGCACAAUUUACUACAAGAAUGACAAAGCUGUGCAAAACGAUACCGAGAUCCAAGAAUGGUGGAACGAGCUUCGAACCAAAGGUCACGGCGAUUUACAACAAGAGUCAUGGUGGCCGUCGAUGCAAACCUGCGACGACCUCAUCGAAGCCUGCACCAUCAUCAUCUGGGUCGCCUCUGCUCUCCACGCAGCAGUUAACUUCGGGCAAUACCCUUACGCUGGCUUUCUCCCAAACCGGCCUACCGUCAGCCGUCGGUUCAUGCCGGAACCGGGUACGGAAGAGUACACAGAACUGGAGGAAAACGAGGAGGUGGCGUUUUUAAAGACGAUCACGCCGCAGUUACAAACUCUGCUUGGUAUCUCCAUCAUAGAGAUUUUGUCUAUGCAUUCAACGGACGAGAUUUACUUAGGGCAGAGAGACUCACCGAACUGGACGGCAGAUGAGGAGCCUUUAGAGGCGUUCAAGCGGUUUGGAAAGAGUUUGGAAUUGAUAGAGAACAAUAUUAUACGAAGAAACAAUGAUAAGAAGUUCAAGAACCGGACCGGUCCGGUUAACAUACCAUACACUCUCUUGUACCCGGAUACUACGGACUACACGAGAGAGGGUGGACUUACUGGUAAAGGGAUUCCAAACAGUGUUUCUAUUUAGAGAUUAAUACUCUUUCUUUAUUUUUAUUUUCUUAAUUUACAAUUAUGUGUUUGGAUUUGCGUCGUUUGUAGACUAAUUAAUGUUACUAUCCAUUGUUCAUUGUUCAUAUGUCAUUUACCAAUCACCUGGUAGCUCAAGGUGAUUAUAUUUCUAUUGGUUUUGUGUGCUUGUGGUAAUGUACUAAUUGGUAUGUGGGAUUCGUAUUUAAUAUAACAACUUUAUAAUGUCA
This is a messenger RNA of Brassica napus (rape), 3042 nucleotides long. RefSeq names its product linoleate 9S-lipoxygenase 5. The transcript is spliced from 9 exons. Gene Ontology annotation, biological process: lipid oxidation. Lineage: Eukaryota; Viridiplantae; Streptophyta; Magnoliopsida; Brassicales; Brassicaceae. The record is from RefSeq and is a predicted model, not a curated record. Gene Ontology annotation, molecular function: metal ion binding; oxidoreductase activity, acting on single donors with incorporation of molecular oxygen, incorporation of two atoms of oxygen; protein binding. Bases 150 to 2813 code for a protein of 887 amino acids.